This is a messenger RNA of Diachasma alloeum, 975 nucleotides long. RefSeq names its product annexin B9-like. Lineage: Eukaryota; Metazoa; Arthropoda; Insecta; Hymenoptera; Braconidae. The transcript is spliced from 3 exons. The coding region runs from base 1 to 975 and encodes 324 amino acids. The record is from RefSeq and is a predicted model, not a curated record. Gene Ontology annotation, molecular function: calcium-dependent phospholipid binding; calcium ion binding. Gene Ontology annotation, cellular component: cytoplasm.
AUGACUCCGAGACAUUAUUGGCCCGACAAGUGCACACCAACGGUGUACCCAGCCGAGGUAUUCGAUGCAACCGCCGACGCAGCAUUGAUGUGUCAAGCGAUGAAGGGUCCCAGUACUGAUGAGCAAGCCAUAAUCGAUGUUAUUACGAAACGGGGAAUUGUUCAGCGUCUGGAGAUCGAUGAGUCGUACAAGAAACAUCACGGAGACACCUUGCUCAAUGAUUUCAAGUCCAAGCUGACUGGAAAUCUGGGGAAUGUUAUUACUUCCCUGAUGACGCCACUGCACCAUUACUACGUUAAAGAACUCCAUGACGCUGUUGCGGCUCAGGAGACCGAUGAGGAGACGAUUAUCGAACUAUUAUGUACACUCGGUAAUUGGGGGAUCAAGGCUGUCGUGGAGUCUUAUGAGAAAUUAUAUGGAAAGAGUCUGGAAAAAGACCUCAAAGACGACACUUCCGACGACUUCAAAAGACUGGUCGCCGCCCUCUGCCGAGCGAACAGAGACGAGAAUGAGGGAAUAGACCACUCUCAGGCUCAGUUCGACGCCCAGAGUCUGUUCGAGAGUGGUGAGAAGCAGUGGAGACUAUCACAGUCCCGAUUCAACUCAAUAAUCGUCACCCGCAGUUAUCGCCAACUCCGUCAAUUAUUCCUUGAGUACGAGAAGAUCUCCGGCGAUGACAUUGAAGUACCCAUUGAGAGGGCCUUCUCCGGAAGUAUCAAGAAAGGACUUCUUGCAUUGGUCAAAUGCGCCAAGUCCAAGGUCGGUUUUUUCACCGAGCGACUCCACGCUGCGAUGCAGGGAAUUGGCACGAAGGAUCGUACCCUGAUUCGUAUCGUUGUAGCAAGGAGUGAAAUCGAUCUUGGGGAUAUUAAGAAGACCUUUGAGAAGCGCUACGGAAAGUCCCUUGAGAGCUGGAUUGCUGGGGAUACAUCUGGGAAUUACAAGAAAGCUCUUCUUUCCAUCGUUUCCACAUAA